AUGAACUCUAUGGAAAUCCCCAUCCAGACAGAGAUGAUAGACAUUGUACCAAAUGGAAAACAUUCAGUAUUAAAUACCUCUUCCAUGGGAAAUGACAGAUUUGAUGAAAACCAGGCAAAUGUAACAGAGAUGGAGGAGUUUCUGCCACAUGGUGCUGAAAAGAAACAGACCCAUUUCACAGAUUUUGAAGGGAAGACUUCUUUUGGGAUGUCUGUUUUCAAUCUCAGCAAUGCCAUCAUGGGCAGUGGGAUCCUUGGGCUGGCAUAUGCUAUGGCCAACACUGGCAUCCUCCUCUUUCUAUUCCUCUUGACUACUGUAGCUCUCUUGUCCAGCUAUUCUAUACACUUGCUGCUUAAAUCCUCAGGGAUUGUUGGAAUCCGAGCCUAUGAACAACUGGGUUACAGAGCCUUUGGGACACCAGGGAAAUUGGCAGCUGCCCUUGCUAUAACACUACAAAACAUUGGAGCCAUGUCAAGCUACUUAUACAUUGUGAAGUCUGAACUGCCUCUAGUCAUCCAGACCUUCCUCACCCUGGAGGAGAAAACACCGGACUGGUAUCUGAAUGGAAAUUACCUGGUAAUCAUUGUCAGUAUCACUAUUAUCCUUCCUCUGGCCCUCAUGAAACAACUUGGUUAUCUUGGUUAUACCAGUGGGUUUUCUCUCAGCUGCAUGGUCUUCUUCCUUAUUUCAGUCAUUUACAAAAAGUUCCAGAUUCCUUGUCCACUUCCUGAGCGGAUCAACCACACAGGCAACCUGAAUUACACCUUGGCUGGCACAAGCAGCUAUCAAAACGAACACACUACUGUGCAGGCUACAGAGGAAGACAUUUGCUCUUCAAGUUUGUUCACGCUCAACUCUCAGACAGCCUACACCAUCCCUAUCAUGGCAUUUGCUUUUGUGUGUCAUCCUGAAGUCCUUCCUAUCUACACUGAGUUGAAAAACCCAACCAAGAAAAAGAUGCAGUGUAUCUCCAACAUUUCCAUCACAGUCAUGUAUGUUAUGUACUUCCUGGCUGCCCUAUUUGGUUAUCUCACAUUCUAUGGGCAGGUAGAAUCAGAGCUGCUUCACACCUACAGCAGAGUAGACUCAUUUGAUGUGCUGAUCUUAUGUGUGCGAGUAGCCGUGUUGAUUGCUGUGACACUAACGGUGCCCAUUGUUCUCUUCCCGGUGCGCCGUGCAAUCCAGCAGAUGCUUUUUCCAGACAAGGAUUUCAGCUGGAUUCGGCACAUUAUCAUUGCUUUUGUGCUACUGUCAUCUAUUAAUUUGCUUGUUAUUUUUGCUCCCUCCAUCUUGGGAAUCUUUGGCUUAAUUGGUGCCACCUCAGCUCCUUGCCUGAUAUUCAUCUUUCCAGCAAUAUUCUACAUCCGGAUCAUGCCCAAGGACAAAGAACCUAUGAAAUCCCUUCCAAAGAUCCUGGCAGCCCUCUUUGCAUGCCUCGGGGUGCUCUUCAUGAUCAUGAGCCUCAGCUUCAUCAUCAUCGACUGGGUAUUAGGUGGCAUAAAGAGUGGAGGCAGCCACUAGGCAAAAUCUGGAGCCCUGUGAUGCGCAACG
This is a messenger RNA of Protobothrops mucrosquamatus (brown spotted pit viper), 1551 nucleotides long. It is a transcript of the gene SLC38A3, whose product is annotated as solute carrier family 38 member 3. Gene Ontology annotation, molecular function: L-asparagine transmembrane transporter activity; L-glutamine transmembrane transporter activity; L-histidine transmembrane transporter activity. NCBI's taxonomy places the organism in Eukaryota, Metazoa, Chordata, Lepidosauria, Squamata, Viperidae. Gene Ontology annotation, biological process: asparagine transport; L-glutamine transport; histidine transport. The coding region runs from base 1 to 1521 and encodes 506 amino acids. The record is from RefSeq and is a predicted model, not a curated record. The transcript is spliced from 15 exons.